Podospora pseudopauciseta is the source of this 2178-nucleotide messenger RNA. RefSeq lists its product as uncharacterized. The transcript has a single exon. NCBI's taxonomy places the organism in Eukaryota, Fungi, Ascomycota, Sordariomycetes, Sordariales, Podosporaceae. The coding region runs from base 1 to 2178 and encodes 725 amino acids. The record is from RefSeq and is a predicted model, not a curated record. Gene Ontology annotation, molecular function: nucleic acid binding.
AUGACCAGGUGCAGGGGUGAACAGCUUCCCAAGUUCCCACCUUCCAAGCCAAAUGCCGACCCUCAGAAAUGGCCCGUGCGCCCCUUCCACUUCACGCUAGCAAUCCCUGUUCCUGUUUUCGCGUCGGGCGACUUUUUGAUGCUCUGCAACUUUUUGUCUGGAAGUACCGAACGGUAUGCGAAUACAUGCAACACUCGACUAUUUUCCAACGCCCAUCCAACCCCAACAAUGGCGACCGAAUUCGAGAAAAUGACCGUUACGCAGCUGCGGGCAGAGCUGAAGCGCCGCAAGCUUGCCACUACCGGUCUGAAGGCUGCGCUUGUUGCCCGUUUGGUGGACGACGAGGAAGGGCAAACUGCAGCGGCCGACCAAACAGCACAGGACGAAAGCCCCACCGACGAGCCGGAACCUGUUCAAGAUGCGAAUCCAGAAGCGGGGACAGAGAAACACGAUGAUGCCGCUAUGGACGAUGCGCCGGUAGCAGCUCCAGAGAAAGCCACUUCGCCAGCUCCCGCCUCGCCUUCCCCGGCUGUCAAAAACGAAGAGACUGUCACCACUCAACCUGAUUCUGCCAUCGAGCCUGAAAUUACAACCCAACAAGACUCUAACCCUCCCCCCGAAGAACUUGCCGACGUCGAGACCGUCACUAUUACCGAGAUUGUUCAAGAUACAGUUAGCCGAAAACGUCGGUCUAGAAGCCCUCCCCCGUCUGGUGACGAAUCAUCUAACAAGCGAGCCCGACAAGACGACUGGGAAGAGAAGGCCGAGUUGGAGGAGUCGAGGAAGGAGCCAGCCUCACCGGCCGACAAGCACCUCGGCGAAAUUACUCCCUUCGAAGUUGUGCCCCCAAGGAGCCCCGAAACUCGACUUCAUGAUGAGUCACCGCCUCACAAACGUCACGAGCGAGCUUGGGGUCAAAGGCUGGAGGGCAACCAACCCAGAUACCAAGAGCAAAAUAUGGAUAUCGACGAGCCUAUGGACGAAUUUGGUCGAGUUGAGCGGUCUAGGCACCCUGCCACGUCUGCGCUCUACGUCAAGAAUUUUAUGAGACCCUUGAGGGAGGCAUCAGUGCGCGAGUAUUUUGUCCACCUUGCCGCUUUCCCAGGCGCGCCCGUCGAUGACAGCUGCAUUAUCGACUUCCACGUAGAUCAAAUGCGUACUCACGCUCUUGUUAAGUUCGACAGCGUUUCGGCAGCCUCGCGGGUCCGCACAGCGUUACAUGGGAAGGUCUGGCCAAAUGAGAGCACCAGAAAGGAACUUUGGGUUGAUUUCAUUCCCUCCGAGAAAGUCGCAGAGUGGAUUGACCUCGAGCGCCAGCAUGGUCGUCAGACACGCUGGGAAGUCAUCUUCGAGGACGACCCAGACACCCAGGAAGUCGUCGUGGCCUCUCUGGUGCAGUGUGAUGGGGCCAGUUCAGGAAACAACUCGGGCAACAGACCUGCCCGGCAACCACUUCCGUCCCCGGUUGUUCCCACUGGACCCGGACGGAGAUUUGCUGAACUUGAAGGCCAAGGAUUCCCUGCUGGUCCCCGCGUCCGUGGCAGAGGUCAAGCUAAGCACGACCUCGAGAACUUUGAAAACACGAAGAGAACUUCUACAGGCCCGCCGCUGUACUACCAGCCCGUGUCGGAAGAGUUGGCCCAGCGACGUCUCGACAAUAUGCAGUCCUACUACACCAAGGACCGCUACCGCGACAUGGGCCGCGAGGAUGAAAUCAACCGGUACACUUUUGAGAGCGGAAGCCAGUUUGUGGAUCGUGGAAAGGAGGUCUUUGUAGGUAUUCGGCACCCUAUUCGCGAAGCCAGGAAGCGUCGCGAGCGUAACGAGCUCCGACGUGGGCGUGGGCGUCGCACACCUUCUCCUCCUCCUUUCAGGCGCCAGGAUGAUAGGGCGUACCGGGUGCGUGAUGACCGUGCCGGUGGUGGUAAUUGGAGUCGGGAUCGGUUUGAGGCCUUGGAUAGGGAGGAUGAUCGGAUUGGUGAUGGUGAUGCCGGCCCCAAGAUUCAUCCGGAUCGCCGCCUUAGCAUGGAGAGAACGGAUAGAAACGAUGACCGCCGCUGGGAGAGGGGGGAUGAUGUGCCCAGGUCAAGAUUUGAUGGUGCACCGUUGCCAACGUAUACUGGGCCGCCGAGGAACCACCGUCGCCGGGGUGGUGGUGGGGGUCGGAACAGGCGCUAA